AUGCACAGCAUCAUCAACGCUUUCGACUCGCAAGGUUCCGCCCAGUUCCGCACAACCAACUCAUGUGUGAUCGCCCUUGCUGGCUACAUAGCCCUUGAUGGUACGUAUAACACCACUAUAAAACCGUUCCGGCCAAUCCCAAGUCUCAACACCCCUUCCUCUUAUGAUAACACCUCCAUAAUGAAUACUACUGACAUGGAAGCGCAGCAGGUUGGUGUACUUGUACGCCCUUGUCGUGGCAAACUGUACUGGGACACUUCAUCGUUUGGCCUCGAGACCCUCACAAAUAUUAUAGGUAUCCUGAUAUACGACCAUACAGCGACCCUCCCAGAAGAAAUCGCGUAUAUAUGGUGUCGUCCGAAAGCACCGUCUGCGAUGUUAUUUCUCGCUAAUCGUUAUGUCGCUCUGCUCGGCAAUGUCUUUGGCCUGUUUAGCGCAUUCCUGCCCGUUUCAAAUAAGAGGUUUCAGCUUUGGUUAUUGCAUAUUUGUUAUUUUUCUCAACAAAGGUUUAGCUGUUCGAAAUACGUGGUAGCCCAACAGGUGUUACUUUUUUCCCAACAAGUCUUCAUUUGCCUCAUAUUGUCUCUUCGCACUUAUGCUCUCUACGGCUGUAGCAAACGCCUGCUUAAAUGGAUGGCAAUCGUGGGCCUUGGUCUUGCAGCAGGAGGGUUGGCGGGAACUUUUGGACAUGAUUCAAACAGUGCGACCGACGGCGACUGCCACGAAAUAUACACAACAGUGACAUCUGUCCGUCAUGCGAUGGCAUGGGUGGCAAUGUUUAUCUACGAAUUAUUCAUCUUCGUCCUCACAGUCAUCAGGACUUGCAAGACCAGGGGAUUCCCGCGAUUAUUCCUAGUAUCCAGGAGAGACAUCCUUGAUGUCGUAUUCCACGAUGGUGUGAUGUACUUCGCAGGGAUGACAUUGGUCAAUUUACCCAACAUUCUGACAUACUUCUUUGGUUCAAAUAUCAUUAAGGGCAGCUUGGGCCCAUUUACUAGUUGCAUGUCUGUUACUCUCAUCUCUCGCCUGAUGCUUAACCUGCACGAAUCUAUCGACACUGGCAUUUUCUCUACCCCCGCCGGGAUUAGCCUCGUUGUCCUUACCACUAGGGUCGACGUACAGUCCGCAGUCUCCUCUCACUAUUGGUAG
Suillus subalutaceus is the source of this 1149-nucleotide messenger RNA. RefSeq lists its product as uncharacterized. The coding region runs from base 1 to 1149 and encodes 382 amino acids. The transcript has 13 exons. Lineage: Eukaryota; Fungi; Basidiomycota; Agaricomycetes; Boletales; Suillaceae. The record is from RefSeq and is a predicted model, not a curated record.